AUGCACAAAGAUAGCGGGUCAAAGCAGCCUCACUUGCAGCAUCCACAGAAAUCAGCGAGACAUGGGCUUGCUUAUGAAGUCAUAGAUGUUGACGCAUUUGACGAUACUGUUGUUGAAGCAGGGCCGUCAAACGUUGGAACUGCUACAACACGGCAGCCGGACUAUGACAGCGUCAAGCGAACCCCGAGUCCCUCAAAGUCCGAGAGAAUUACAAAGACUAGGCCUGUGCGCGAUGAAGGGGCAGUACUUCGUCCUAAGAUCGAAUCUGUCCCCCUGGAGACACCAAAAUAUGGACCAUUAAUCGUCAGUCCGUCCGUCUUUGAGGUGGACAGCAGGGUCUGGCCACCCAACAAGACGAUCCCGUACUCUCUGCUAGCACAUGCCCUGUCUACGCUCACGACAACAAGAUCACGCAUCACCAUCCUCAAUAUCCUGACGAACACGCUGAGGGUUAUCUUACAGGCACACCCGCCUUCACUGCUGCCUGCGUUGUAUCUUUUGUCAAAUACCCUGGCACCUGCGUAUGAUUCUGUUGAACUUGGUCUCGGCUAUUCGGUCAUCUUGAAGGCAAUACAACAUGUAUCUGGCCUUUCAUCUGGCGCCCUGAAGCGACUCUAUACGAAAACAGGUGAUCCUGGGGAUGUUGCAUUCGAAGCAAAAUCCAACGUCCGCACGUUGGUGCCGCACCCGCCUCUCUUGAUUACAGGUGUCUACGAGUCCCUAGUUCAAAUCUCGAAGGCGAAGGGGCCGGGCGCCGCCAAACAGAAGCAAUCCUUAGUCGAGAAACUACUGGUUGCUGCCAAAGGCGAAGAGGUUCGCUUCCUUGUUCGGACACUCUUUCAGAAUCUCAGAGUAGGCGCUGUAAGGACAAGCAUCUUGACUGCUCUCGCCCGAGCGAUGGUUAUGACACCUCCGGCGAGCAUAAGAGACAGCAUUGCCGCCGAUUCACCUUAUUAUGCCUCCGAUGAUCUGGUAGCUGCAGUCAAACAUAACCCCUUGAAUCGCCUUUCUGAGAAAUUUACCAAUGCAGAAAGGUUGCUUAAGCAAGUAUAUGUCCAACAUCCUAACUAUGGUCACAUCGCGAAGGCACUGGCUGAAGGUGGUCUAGAAGGUUUACCCGAUCGUGUCCCUUUUACAGUCGGUAUCCCACUUCUUCCUACUCUUGGCUCGCCAACUCGCUCGUUGGAUGAGAUAUACGACAGACUUGAGGACUUGCCGUUCGCUGCCGAGUUCAAAUAUGACGGGCAACGCGCCCAGAUACACGGAUGGAAAAACGCCCCGGACGGCUCCGUAGCGGUGAAGAUUUUCUCUAGGCAUCUCGAAGACAUGACAGAGAAGGCACGUAUAUCUACAUCGCUGACCUCCUACUUGUUUUUCUCCGACAGCAACCUUGAGUCUUUAAUAAUGGACACAGAAAUUGUGGCAAUAGAUCCCGGCAACGGAGAUUUGCGGACGUUCCAAGAAUUAUCUAACCGUGCUCGUAAAGAUGUCCAAGUGAACGAGAUCAAAGUUGUAGUGUGCGUGUUUGCUUUUGAUUUGCUUUACUUGAACGGCCAGGUCAUACUUCAAGAACCUUUCCGGGCACGGCGAUCUCUUCUUCGCUCUAAGUUCCCUCCUGUGAUUCCAGAAUGGCGAGGUGCUGCUCGUUUGGAUCACGUGAAGUCGGUCGAUAGCGAAGCGGGCAGGGACGCAGUCGAGGAGUUUUGGCAAGAGGCUGUCGAAAGCCGUGUUGAAGGCUUAAUGGUUAAGCUAUUGGACAGUGGCCAGGUCUUGACAGAUCCCAGUGACAAAAAGGACCGGCCACGACGGAAGCCUUUGCCAGCUACAUACGAGCCAGACAAACGGACAGCUGCGUGGCUGAAGCUCAAGAAGGACUAUGUAACGGGUCUCGGAGACAGUCUCGACCUGGUACCAAUAGGAGGAUGGCAUGGUAAUGGCCGUAAACACCAGUGGUGGAGCCCAAUUCUGCUGGGGCUCUACAAUCCGGCACUGGGCAAGCUUGUUGCUGUGUGCAAAUGCAUGUCCGGCUUUUCGGAUGUGUUUUAUAAGGCUUUAACCGAGAAAUACGCUGAUGGAUCUGAGAACUGCUCGCGACAAAACCUCUGGGAUGUUGAGACAGGAGGUACGCCGCAGGUGUACUUCAAACCUCAAGAAGUCUGGGAGAUCAGAGGUGCAGAUGUGACUGUCAGCCCAGUCUCCGUGGCAGCACUGGGACUGGUGUCCGACUCCAGGGGUCUGAGUCUCCGAUUUCCCCGAUUCAUGAAAGUCAGAGAAGAUAAGAGUAUUGAGCAGGCAAGCACUCCCGAUUUUCUGGCAGGGAUGUAUAGAAGUCAGCAGGGCAAAGGUGGAAAGGGUGAAGGAGUCGAUGACGGUGACCUACUGGAUGCAAGCAUGGAGUCCGAGCCCGAGGAAUCGGAGAUCGACCUUUCUGAUUCUUGA
Gloeophyllum trabeum ATCC 11539 is the source of this 2439-nucleotide messenger RNA. RefSeq lists its product as uncharacterized. NCBI's taxonomy places the organism in Eukaryota, Fungi, Basidiomycota, Agaricomycetes, Gloeophyllales, Gloeophyllaceae. Bases 1 to 2439 code for a protein of 812 amino acids. Gene Ontology annotation, molecular function: DNA ligase (ATP) activity; DNA binding; ATP binding. The transcript is spliced from 11 exons. Gene Ontology annotation, cellular component: DNA ligase III-XRCC1 complex. Gene Ontology annotation, biological process: DNA biosynthetic process; mitochondrial DNA repair; lagging strand elongation. The record is from RefSeq and is a predicted model, not a curated record.